Molossus molossus (Pallas's mastiff bat) is the source of this 3943-nucleotide messenger RNA. RefSeq names its product actinin alpha 4 (gene ACTN4). Gene Ontology annotation, cellular component: cortical actin cytoskeleton; cell projection; plasma membrane. Lineage: Eukaryota; Metazoa; Chordata; Mammalia; Chiroptera; Molossidae. The transcript is spliced from 22 exons. The record is from RefSeq and is a predicted model, not a curated record. Gene Ontology annotation, biological process: actin cytoskeleton organization; muscle cell development. Gene Ontology annotation, molecular function: actin filament binding; calcium ion binding. The coding region runs from base 441 to 2924 and encodes 827 amino acids.
UGCCUUAAGAGCCUUUACAGGAAAUUCACUGCAAACAAUAUUGGUGACCCUGCCAAGGAGGCAAACCUGGGAUGAUGUCAUUGUUCAAAGCUGUCACUGCCAAGCAUGGCCUUGGGGGAAGAGGUUACUGUUCUAGGCACUGGGUAUAUAUACACAGCUGUGGAGAGGACAGACAGAACCAGCCUUGCCCUUACUGCACUCCCAGUCACGUGAAACCACAGUGGGAGUGUGUCCUUUUCUGAUGCUGGGACAGAUCCUGUGACAGCUCAUAAAGCGAUAGCACUCUUCCCUCUAUUCCUUCAGUUUAUCCUCACAUCAGCCUUGUGUUUUUAUCCUCCCUCAUCUUACAGACCUUCACAGCCUGGUGCAACUCCCACCUGCGGAAGGCCGGCACACAGAUCGAGAACAUUGACGAGGACUUCCGAGAUGGGCUCAAGCUCAUGCUCCUCCUAGAGGUCAUCUCAGGGGAGCGGUUACCUAAGCCAGAACGGGGCAAGAUGAGAGUGCACAAAAUCAACAACGUAAACAAAGCACUGGACUUCAUCGCCAGCAAAGGAGUCAAGCUGGUCUCCAUCGGGGCUGAAGAGAUUGUGGAUGGCAACGCAAAGAUGACUCUGGGGAUGAUCUGGACCAUCAUCCUCAGGUUCGCCAUCCAGGACAUCUCGGUGGAAGAGACCUCUGCCAAGGAAGGGCUCCUUCUCUGGUGCCAGAGAAAGACGGCUCCGUAUAAGAACGUCAACGUGCAGAACUUCCACAUCAGCUGGAAGGACGGUCUUGCCUUCAAUGCCCUGAUCCACCGGCACAGGCCCGAGCUCAUCGAAUAUGACAAGCUGAGAAAGGACGACCCGGUCACCAACCUGAACAAUGCCUUUGAGGUGGCAGAGAAAUACCUAGACAUCCCCAAAAUGUUGGAUGCAGAGGACAUCGUGAACACGGCCCGGCCCGACGAGAAGGCCAUAAUGACCUAUGUGUCCAGCUUCUACCAUGCCUUUUCGGGAGCGCAGAAGGCUGAGACUGCAGCCAACCGGAUCUGCAAGGUGCUGGCUGUCAAUCAGGAGAAUGAACACCUGAUGGAAGAUUACGAGAGGCUGGCCAGCGACCUUCUGGAGUGGAUCCGGCGCACUAUCCCCUGGCUGGAGGACCGAGUGCCCCAAAAGACCAUCCAGGAGAUGCAGCAGAAGCUGGAGGACUUCCGGGAUUACCGGCGCGUCCACAAGCCGCCCAAGGUGCAGGAGAAGUGCCAGCUGGAGAUCAACUUCAACACCCUGCAGACCAAGCUGCGCCUCAGCAACCGGCCCGCCUUCAUGCCCUCCGAGGGCAGGAUGGUCUCGGACAUCAACAACUGCUGGCAGCACCUGGAGCAGGCCGAGAAGGGCUACGAGGAGUGGCUGCUCAAUGAGAUCCGCAGGCUGGAGCGGCUCGACCACCUCGCAGAGAAGUUCCGGCAGAAGGCCUCCAUCCACGAGGCCUGGACCGAUGGGAAGGAAGCCAUGCUGAAGCACCGGGACUACGAGACAGCCACCCUGUCGGACAUCAAAGCUCUCAUCCGCAAGCACGAGGCCUUCGAGAGCGACCUGGCUGCCCACCAGGACCGUGUGGAGCAGAUCGCGGCUAUUGCCCAGGAGCUGAACGAGCUGGAUUACUACGACUCCCACAACGUCAACACCCGGUGCCAGAAGAUUUGCGACCAGUGGGACGCCCUCGGCUCCCUGACCCACAGUCGCAGGGAAGCCUUGGAGAAAACAGAGAAGCAGCUGGAGACCAUUGACCAGCUGCACCUGGAAUACGCCAAGCGGGCGGCCCCCUUCAACAACUGGAUGGAGAGUGCCAUGGAGGACCUGCAGGACAUGUUCAUCGUCCACACCAUCGAGGAGAUUGAGGGUCUGAUCUCCGCACAUGACCAGUUCAAGUCAACACUGCCGGAUGCCGACAGGGAACGGGAGGCCAUCCUGGCCAUCCACAAGGAGGCCCAGAGGAUUGCUGAGAGCAACCACAUCAAACUGUCCGGCAGCAACCCCUACACCACCGUCACCCCCCAGAUCAUCAACUCCAAGUGGGAGAAGGUGCAGCAGCUGGUACCCAAGCGGGACCACGCCCUCCUGGAGGAGCAGAGCAAACAGCAGUCCAAUGAGCACCUCCGCCGCCAGUUCGCCAGCCAGGCCAACAUCGUGGGCCCCUGGAUCCAGACUAAGAUGGAGGAAAUCGGACGCAUCUCCAUCGAGAUGAACGGGACCCUGGAGGACCAGCUGAGCCACCUGAAGCAGUAUGAGCGCAGCAUUGUAGACUACAAGCCGAACCUGGACCUGCUCGAGCAGCAGCACCAGCUCAUCCAGGAGGCCCUCAUCUUCGACAACAAGCACACCAACUACACCAUGGAGCACAUCCGCGUGGGCUGGGAGCAGCUGCUCACCACCAUCGCCCGCACCAUCAACGAGGUGGAGAACCAGAUCCUCACCCGAGAUGCCAAGGGCAUCAGCCAGGAGCAGAUGCAGGAGUUCCGGGCAUCCUUCAACCACUUCGACAAGGACCACGGCGGGGCGCUGGGGCCAGAGGAAUUCAAGGCCUGCCUCAUCAGCCUGGGCUACGACGUGGAGAAUGACCGGCAGGGCGAUGCCGAGUUCAACCGCAUCAUGAGCGUGGUUGACCCCAACCACAGUGGCCUCGUGACCUUCCAAGCCUUCAUUGACUUCAUGUCCAGGGAAACCACCGACACAGACACAGCCGACCAGGUCAUCGCCUCCUUCAAGGUCCUGGCUGGGGACAAGAACUUCAUCACAGCCGAGGAGCUUCGGAGAGAGCUGCCCCCAGACCAAGCCGAGUACUGCAUUGCUCGCAUGGCGCCCUACCAGGGCUCCGACGCGGUGCCCGGCGCCCUUGACUACAAGUCCUUCUCUACGGCCCUGUACGGCGAGAGCGACCUGUGAGCCCCUCCUCGGCCUCCAGGAGGGCUGGGGGAGCCCUCUCCCUGCUGCCGGGCCUCCCUGGUCCUGUUCCUCUGGCUCUAUCUAUGCAAAGCACUCUGUCAGUCCUUUCUGGGGGGUGGGGGCAGGGAGGGGCUGGGGCAGGCUCUCUCCUCUCUCUCUGUCAGUUGGCCGGAAGGUUCUCUCUCCCUCCCCCUGGAUAGGGGUACAGGAGACGUUGAGAUCAGCUCUUCUGGUCUGGUAAAUAUAUAUGAUGUAUUAAUUUUUUUUUUAACUAUGUGAAGGGGAUGGCAGAUCCCCACAGAAAACAGCCCCCUCCCCGCCGAGGCAUACCCGCCACCACCGGCCCUGUCCUCUGCUCCCGAGGUCCUUUCCAGGCCUCCGUGUCCAGGCCAAAGCCCUACAGUGCCUUGUCCAGGAACUGCUCACACCUGCGAUGGCCCAGCAGAGGGCACCACCCUGCUCCCUUCACCCCUCCCCUCUGCAGUUACCAGGAGACGCCGGGUGUAGCUCAGUGCCCCCCUUUCUGCAACAGAAGCGUGGGGUUGGGCAGCCCGGCCUUGUACCCCUGCCAACAACCAGCUCCCACCUUGCUUUGUCUGGACUUGUGUCUCUCAGAUUUUCUAAGGACCAAAACCAAAAAAAAAAAAAAAAAAAAAUCACAAAAAAAGCUAUAAAAAAAUUUAAAACUUUCAGAGAAUUACUGUUUACUUUAUUAUUAACUUUCGGAUUUAUUAUAUAAAUAUAUAUUCACCUAGCAACCUGUCUUUGCCGCCUCUCGCUCUCAGAAUGAAGACCUAGCUGAUCUGCCCCUCCCCGGCCCCUUCCUGGUUUCCCGUUGUCUGUAGGGCAUGGUCUCGGGACCCUCCGAGGGGGGGCUGCUGGCCUGGCUGCCUGUUAGUUGAUGGUUCUGUUCCAUUUCCCCACUCCCCUUCUCUUUUGUUUUAUUCUGAUUAUUUUUUCUGGUUUCUGGAUAAACCACCCUUCUGGGGACAGGAUAAUAAAACAUGUAAUAUUUUUAA